Messenger RNA from Vombatus ursinus (common wombat), 1653 nucleotides. It is a transcript of the gene SHISA6, whose product is annotated as shisa family member 6. Gene Ontology annotation, biological process: regulation of AMPA receptor activity; regulation of short-term neuronal synaptic plasticity. Gene Ontology annotation, cellular component: postsynaptic density; postsynaptic membrane; AMPA glutamate receptor complex. Lineage: Eukaryota; Metazoa; Chordata; Mammalia; Diprotodontia; Vombatidae. Bases 1 to 1653 code for a protein of 550 amino acids. The transcript has 7 exons. The record is from RefSeq and is a predicted model, not a curated record.
AUGGCGCUGCGGCGCUUUCUGCUGCUGCUGCUGCCGCUGCUGCUCUCCCUGGAGUCCCUGCACUUGCUGGUGCCUACGGCUGAGGCUGGGCCCCGGGGCCGCGGGAACCGGAAUAACAGCACUGGCCCUGGAGCCGUCGGGGGCCUGCGGGCUGGAGGGACAAUGGUUAGGGGCAACCGAGAACUGAAUGGGACGUCCCGCCAGCCGGCGGUCCCAGACGGGGGGCGGCGGGGCCGGCCUUCGUCCAGUGUCACGGUCACCCACGAGACGUGUUGGGGCUACUACGAUGUGAGCGGCCAGUAUGACAAGGAGUUUGAGUGCAAUAACAGCGAGAGCGGUUUCCUGUACUGCUGUGGUACUUGCUUCUACCGCUUCUGCUGCAACAAGCGGGGAGAGAAACUGGAUCAGCACCAGUGUAAGAACUAUGUGAGCCCUGGGUGGAUCCAGACUCCUAGCACCCAGGUGAUUCCUCAGGAUAUCCAGAACAAGUACGACCCAGAGAAGGACAAGACCAACUUCACUGUCUACAUCACCUGCGGAGUAAUCGCUUUCGUCAUCAUCGCUGUAGUCUUUGCCAAAGUCUCCUAUGACAAGGCCCACCGCCCCCCGAGGGAGAUGAACAUCCACAGAGCUCUGGCUGACAUCUUAAGGCAACAGGGACCAAUCCCAAUAGCACACUGUGAAAGAGAGACUAUCUCAGCUAUUGAUACCUCUCCCAAAGAAAACACACCAGUCAGAUCUUCCUCAAAAAACCACUAUACCCCAGUGCGCACAGCUAAACCUACAACAGGGCUCUAUGGGAAGGAGGUUCACCGAAGUGGAGGCCCUGAUCUCCAUAACUUCAUCUCAUCUGGAUUUGUCACAUUGGGAAGAGGACACACGAAGGGUACAUUUGAAUAUAACCAUGUGGUGAUGGUCUCAAUAUUCUUUCUGUUCCCUCCCCAUGAAAAGCCACGGAUGAACAACAUCCUGACAUCAGCCACAGAGCCCUAUGACCUUUCUUUCUCUCGAUCAUUCCAGAACUUGGCUCAUCUUCCCCCAUCCUAUGAAUCUGCAGUUAAGACCAACCCCAGCAAAUAUUCAUCUCUGAAGAGGCUGACUGACAAGGAAGCUGAUGAAUACUACAUGAGGAGACGCCACCUCCCCGAUCUGGCUGCCCGGGGCACUCUCCCUCUCAAUGUCAUCCAGAUGUCACAGCAGAAGCCCCCACCACGCGAGCGACCUCGCCGGCCAAUACGAGCCAUGUCCCAAGACAGAGUCCUGACUCCUGAAAGGAUGAUGCCAGAGGAAUUCAGCAUGUCCUAUGAUAGGAUCCUGUCUGAUGAGCAGCUUUUGUCAGCUGAACGCCUACAUUCCCAGGACCCACUGCUGUCGCCAGAGAGGACAGCUUUCCCAGAGCAGGCUCUGUCUCGUGCCAUGUCAAACAUGGAUGUCUUUGUGUCGACACCUGUGCUGGACCGCUACCACAUGACCAAGAUGCACUCCCAUCCUAGUGCCUCCAAUAACUCCUACAACACCCUAGGCCAGAGUCAGACCGCAGCCAAGCGCCAGGCCUUUGCAACUCGGAGACACAACACAGUGGAACAGCUGCAUUACAUCCCUGGACAGCACACCCACUACCAUACAGCCAGCAAGACUGAAGUGACUGUGUGA